Messenger RNA from Nematostella vectensis (starlet sea anemone), 1303 nucleotides. RefSeq names its product ankyrin repeat, PH and SEC7 domain containing protein secG-like. Gene Ontology annotation, molecular function: protein binding. NCBI's taxonomy places the organism in Eukaryota, Metazoa, Cnidaria, Anthozoa, Actiniaria, Edwardsiidae. The transcript has 6 exons. The record is from RefSeq and is a predicted model, not a curated record. Bases 18 to 1163 code for a protein of 381 amino acids.
UCAAAACACACACGAGGAUGGGUGCAGGAGCGAGCCGGGUUCUUCCGCGUCAAUCGCCUAAGUGUCUAAGAGACAUGGAGUCGCGGAAAAAGCUUUUCAUGGGUGCAAUAUGCGGGAGUCCGCUUCUUGUGAUGGACGCACUUGACCACGGAGAAAACCCCAACAAACCGGCCAGGGAUACACGUAUGACCGCGCUGCAUUACGCCGCCCGUUAUGGUAAUGAGAAGUGUAUCGAGCUACUUCUGAAGAGUGGUGCAAAGCUUAAUGUGCCUCAGAGGUAUGGCUGGCGACCGAUCCACGAGGCGGCUAUGAAUGGGCAUACCGAGUGCGUGCGCAUGCUUCUGAGAUAUGGCUCGCACGCCAAUGCCAAAACGGGGAAGACAAUACGAAACAUGACGCCGUUACAUUACGCUGCACGAAUGGGACAUCUGGAUUGUGUGAAGGUCCUGGUGGAAAUGGGUGCACGUGUGGACCACACCAAUGAGCUCUACGAGACGCCCUUCCACGUGGCUGCAAUGCGAGAACAAGUGCCCGUCAUGGAAUAUCUACUAGACCAAGGGGCCAACAUCAACGCUCGCACCCUGAGCAACAUGGACGCCACGUACUUCUCAGUCAUGAUUGGCUCGCUCCAGGCCGUUCGCAUGCUAAUGGAGCGUGGUAUUGACCUGGAGGCCGUGUAUCGGGACGGGUGGCGCUUGAUUCAUGUUGCCUCGGAUAACGGCCGUGUCAAGGUCCUCGUCACGCUCCUGGACGCAGGAGUCGACAUCGAGAGCAAGACCUACGAGAGACGGCUCACAGCUGUACACGUGGCCGCAAGGCAAGGACAGGUUGGAUGUCUCAGGGUACUGAGGUAUUAUGGUGCGGACAUGCACGUGCUGUGUACACGUGGUCAGACGGCGCUACAAAACGCGGUCAAGCGCAAGCAUGCUGAGUCAGCAAGAUUUCUUAUCGACGCCGGCGUUGACGUCAACGUGGUCAGCGAUUACACUAAAGAGACGGCACUACACAUGUGUAUGCUGCAUAAAGAUGUCACCUUGCUCAAAAUGCUUCUUGUGGCCGGGGCAGACCCAACUUACAAAGAUCACUGGGAAAAGACAGCUCUAGACUUAGCGUGGGAUAAAGAGAGCCGAAAACUGGUAUUAGCAAGUUUUCACAACAAGUGACAUGAUAUAAGAACAAGUAAAACUGUUUAGACAAGUUAUCACAACCUGUAAUUCAAGCUUCCUUCGCGUGUUUAUAGAUUGUGGAUUGUUUGCGGAAGAUGGUUAGAAAAUUUGUUCAAUAAAUGCACUUUCUAAAAAGA